ACACUGCCGGCUUCAUGGCUGCUGCCCGCGCCUUGAAGCUGGAGAAAUCUUAUGGCACUCCCCCCUCCGCUCCCGCUGUCGAUGCGUUCAGCGACAAGAGCAGUGACAAGGGCAGCGCCUUCAAGGCUCGUGUUGAGUCCCCUGUUAAUACUGCAGGCGAUGACUGGGCCGUCUCUAAUGACACUCACAAUGAUUUUGUUUCCUCGGGCAAGACCGUGUCCAAGUCCACCACUGCUGACAAUGACUGGACCGCGUCUAAGACCACCGUUGAUGAUAUUACCGUCUCUCAUGACGCUCACAAUUACCUUGCUUCCUCUGGCAAGACCGUGUCCAAGUCCACUACCACUGCAGGCAAUGACUGGACCGCGUCUAAGACCACUGUUGACACUACUGGCGAUGAUUGGAACGUGGCCAAAUACACUGAUGAUACCGCUAGCGAUGAAUGGACCAUGGCCAAGUCCACUGUUGAUACUGCUGGCGAUGAAUGGACCGUCUCUGGGGACAUUAAAAAUGACUUCGCUACUUCCGGCAAGGCCGGGAUCAAGUCCACUGUCGAUACUGCUGCCGAUGACUGGAUCGUCUCUAAGGACGUUAAACAUGACUUCAUUUCCGCCUCUAAGUCUCCUAUUGACACUGCUGGCGAUGAUCGCACCGUCUCUAAAGACGUUAAAUAUGACUUCGCUCCUUCCGGCAAGACCGCGUUUGGAGGUUCUGGAAACAACACUGAUGCCAAAGGACUUGGAGUGAAGGUUGACGCUCCCAAGACCGAAAAGGUGUCUGGCGUGACCAGCGGCUUGGUGUCCCGCAAUGUCACCGUUGAUACUACUUCUACUCAUCAUGCGAACUCGGGUGUCAUGACUCCUAGCCAUUCCACGGAGGAGGACCGCGAGCAUCUCACUACCUUUAAGUCUUGGGGCACCCCGGCUGCUCGUGACAAGCCAGCUUCUCGUGUGCGUCGUAUCAUCAUUAAGGGCUUGCCUGCUGCUUGGUGCAACCCUGCCAAGAUCCUGUCGUUGGUUCAUGGCGGUACUGUCGAGAGCAUCCAUGUUACUCCUACUGGCACUGCUCAUAUUCUCUUCUGCGAACACGAGGCAUGCAAGGCCUUUUACGAUAAGUACCCCAAUGGCAUUGACCUCGACAAACAGCGUAAGAUCACCGUCUUCGUCGACAUGGGACAGGACGUCGACGUGAUCAGCUCUCAGCUUUCUUUCAACCUGUCUGUGGGUGCGACUCGUGCUGUCCGGGCCGUCGGCGUUGGCUUGGACGUUCCUAUGGGACAGCUUUACAGCAUUGCAGGUGGAAACGGUCGCAAGGUUGAAAAGAUCGUGGAGUCGUAUGUUCCCGGCGAGGCUCGCAACGUGGUCUUCCGCUUCUGUAGCAUCGAGGAUGCGGUGCGUUUCCGUGCUGCUCUUGUCCGCAAUGCCGACUAUGAGCACUGCAACAUCCAGUAUGCGGCUGAUCCCUGUGAGAUCGCUAGCGGUUACCACGCCGACUAAAUGUCGAGCAGAGCAGUGUUUCCGGACCACGCUCACCAGAUUGUGGCGUUAGAUCGAUGGAAGUGUUUACGAACGAUGUUCAAGGGGACGUCUUUUCUUUUUUUUUUUCUUUGGUGUUCUCUAUUUUUUAAAUUGGGGAUGGUCUACGGAUGUAUCUGAGCGGUGUUCAAGGGGACGCCUUUUUUCUUUUCUCUAUUUUUUAAAUUGGGGAUGGUCUACAGGAUGUAUCUGAGCGGUGUUCGAGGGGUAAAAAUUGUUUUCAGGAUGGAGAAAAAGGCGGCGUAUCUGUGAUGACUGGCUGACUGGAUGGAUGGGUUUAAACUGUAUGUACCUGGUAUAGAUUGAGCGGAACAUAGUUCCUACCGGUACAUAAUGAAAAGCC
Aspergillus heteromorphus CBS 117.55 is the source of this 1878-nucleotide messenger RNA. RefSeq lists its product as uncharacterized. The transcript has 9 exons. The coding region runs from base 15 to 1496 and encodes 493 amino acids. The record is from RefSeq and is a predicted model, not a curated record. Lineage: Eukaryota; Fungi; Ascomycota; Eurotiomycetes; Eurotiales; Aspergillaceae.